AGUGGACUAGCGUGUGUGGUGUGGUGUGGAGUGGAGUGGAGUGGAGUGGGGUGAGUGAGUGAGUGACGUGCACAAUGGAUGCGGUGCUGCGCGCUGCGCUCUUGGUCCUCGUGCUCCUGGGGAUCGGGGUUCGGGAGGCUCGAGCGCUCCAGUGUCACUGCCACAACUGCGCCAACCUGACGUGCGUCACGGACGGCGUGUGCUACCUGGCGGUCACCAGGCAGGGCAGCAGGAUCACGAUGCAGAGGAGCAUGUGCAUCGCGGCCAAGGACCUCAUCCCGCGAGACCGGCCCUUCGUCUGCGCCCCCUCCCUCAAGGACGACUCGGUGUACCCCACGUGCUGCACCACCGACCUCUGCAACAAGAACCUCAACCGGAGCUUCUUUCCAGACCCCCCGGCGAAGAGCCCACCCCUGGGCCCCGUGGCCCUUGCGGCCGUGAUCGCCGGCCCCGUGUGCCUGCUGUGUUUCGUGCUGGUGUUGGCCUUUUACAUCUGUCACGGCCGCUCCGUCAUCCACCAGCGUGUGCCCAAUGAGGAGGACCCCUCCAUGGAUCACCCCUUCAUCACUGUGGGCACCACCCUGAAGGACCUCAUCUACGACAUGACCACCUCUGGCUCUGGCUCAGGUCUUCCCCUGCUGGUGCAGAGGACUAUUGCGCGGACCAUCAUCCUGCAGGAGAGCAUCGGGAAAGGCCGCUUCGGCGAGGUGUGGCGCGGGAAAUGGCGUGGCGAGGAGGUGGCUGUCAAGAUCUUCUCCUCCCGUGAGGAGCGUUCCUGGUUCCGUGAGGCUGAGAUAUACCAGACUGUCAUGCUGCGGCACGAGAACAUCCUGGGCUUCAUCGCUGCCGAUAACAAAGAUAACGGCACGUGGACUCAGCUGUGGUUAGUGUCCGACUACCAUGAGCACGGCUCGCUCUUUGACUACCUGAACAGGUACACGGUCACCGUGGAGGGCAUGAUUAAGCUGGCACUGUCCACCGCCAGUGGCUUGGCCCACCUGCACAUGGAGAUUGUAGGGACACAAGGUAAACCGGCCAUCGCGCACCGUGACCUUAAGUCUAAGAACAUUCUGGUGAAGAAGAACGGGACGUGCUGCAUUGCCGACCUGGGGCUGGCCGUCCGCCACGACUCUGCCACAGAUACCAUCGACAUUGCCCCCAACCACAGGGUGGGGACCAAAAGAUAUAUGGCCCCCGAGGUUCUUGAUGAUUCGAUAAACAUGAAACAUUUUGAUUCCUUCAAGAGAGCGGACAUCUAUGCCAUGAGCCUGGUGUUCUGGGAAAUUGCAAGCAGGUGCUCUAUCGGCGGCAUCCACGAGGAAUAUCAGCUGCCUUACUUUGACCUGGUACAGUCAGACCCCUCUGUGGAGGAGAUGAGGAAGGUUGUGUGUGAGCAGAAGCUGCGGCCAAAUGUUCCCAACCGGUGGCAGAGCUGCGAGGCCCUGCGUGUGAUGGCCAAGAUUAUGAGGGAGUGCUGGUAUGCCAAUGGGGCAGCCCGUCUCAGUGCCCUACGCAUCAAGAAGACCCUGUCUCAGCUCAGCCAGCAGGAGGGCAUCAAGAUGUAGGCUGGUAGCCCCAGACAGCUGUCAUGUGACACUCUCCACAUGCUCCUCUUCAGGUUUUAUUUCUUUACUUUUUUAUUUUAAGGAGGGCAGAGCGGUGGAGUUGACUUUUUUUCCCCCCCCCCCGCAAAUGUUUCUUCUCGAUGCCCGGAUGGCAGAACUGUGGGAGUGGACUUUUGUGGGUCUCUGUGAUAUGGAAGAAAGGGUACAGGCAUCUCCCUCUGUUUGUAGGUCCUUUCUGUGUCCCUGUGUACACGGGGAGAACUUUCCUCUCUCCCUCUCUCCCUCUCUCUCUCGACUUCUACAGAGCCGUAGGGCAGAGCUCUGAGAACCAUCACGGACUCAGUCUGAUGCAGCUGUACAAACACAGACCGAGAAAGCUUCGCAGUUCUUGACGUGGACAUUUAGGUAACAUUGCAGAAAAAUCAGGCAGGUAAAGUCAUUUUACAGGCUGCUGCUGUGGUUCUAACGAGGCAGUGUUUUGUUAACAUACAAAUAGUAUUCGUGCGCGUGUUGGAUUAGUCUUUUGAUGUUGGUUACCCAAAACUGGCAUUUUUACAUUUCUUUAAGUUUUGAUACAGUACCAUCUGGCUUAGGUUUCUUUUUUCCAGAAUGAAACUUGUCUACCCCACCUGUAUCCUGUAGGUUGUUAGUUUCUUUUAUAAUUUGCAAUCAAAUGUGACAUGACCUCAUCCAGUCUUGGCAAUCAUGCUAUGACGUAUGCAAAUAUAUAAAUACAUAGGUAUAUUUUAUAUAUUUACUGCUCUGUUACUACAACCAUGACUUCCAAGCCAGGUGUUACCAGAAAGUGCCACUGCUACAAAUCAGUUCCAUCUCCUUUUGCCAGACUGUUUGUUUAUGUGCGCUGGUGUGUGCGUGCGUGCGUGUGUGUUCGUGUAAAGUAUGGAGAGGAAUGUUUCUACUUAUGCAGCCCGGAAGGAGUGUGCUGUGCGGUAUGUCGGGGAUCGGCAAAGACCGGCCUCGCUUACGUCGCACCUCCACCACGUCUUUCUUACCCCGACCC
Molecule: messenger RNA, 2586 nt
Organism: Scleropages formosus (Asian bonytongue)
Lineage: Eukaryota; Metazoa; Chordata; Actinopteri; Osteoglossiformes; Osteoglossidae
Gene: tgfbr1b
Product: transforming growth factor, beta receptor 1 b
Exons: 9
Coding region: 75-1565 (496 amino acids)
Biological process (GO): cellular response to growth factor stimulus; protein phosphorylation; heart development
Cellular component (GO): signaling receptor complex; plasma membrane
Molecular function (GO): transforming growth factor beta receptor activity, type I; ATP binding; SMAD binding
Source: RefSeq, a predicted model, not a curated record